Molecule: messenger RNA, 3642 nt
Organism: Closterium sp. NIES-65
Lineage: Eukaryota; Viridiplantae; Streptophyta; Zygnematophyceae; Desmidiales; Closteriaceae
Source: the annotation of a GenBank genome assembly
AUGGCAGCGGCGCCUGGGACACUAGCGGUAGCGCCGCCGCAUCUUCUGGAAUCCAUGUUUCCCGGCAUGGAGUUCCCUAGGCCGUUCGCGAACGGCGACGUCGCGAACAGUCUCGCGAACGGCGAGAGCGCUAGGCUCGCGCAAGCGGAUGUAGCGAACAGCUUCUAUGAAACCGGCAAAAGAGCCGGUGACAACCGGCGCGGCGGUAGCAGCAGCGUUGCCGGUAGUUCCGCUGCUGCGACGUCUUCAUCCGGUGCCGUAGACGCUGCUGACGUGGCCGGGUUACACGCGCAACGGGACGCGGUUUUGCGUGGGUUCGAGAUCACGGAACCGGCGAGAGACGACAAGGAAACGGGCGAGAAGGCCAAGUACAUGGCGUCGAUUCUGGAGGCUUAUCAGAAGCUGCUAGAAGAACGGACCCAGUACCACUUCGGCUACCCAUACAACCUGGAUUUUGACUAUGGCGCCCUCAUAGGUCUGCAGCACUUCUCCAUUAACAAUCUCGGGGAUCCCUUUAUCGAGAGCAACUAUGGCGUGCACUCCCGUCCGUUCGAGGUGGGAGUGCUUAACUGGUUUGCUCGCCUGUGGGACUUAGACGAGGGCGACUACUGGGGCUACAUCACCAACUGCGGCACAGAAGGGAAUCUCCACGGCAUCCUGGUUGGCCUUCUUUGUCCUCUUGGCCCUCUUCCUCCCCUCCCCUUGCGUCUCUCCUCCUCCCAUUGCCCCUCUUCCUCCCCUCCGCCUACCUCUGUUCCUUCCUCCCUCCCCUCUCCCAGUCGAGAAGUCCUGCCAAAAGGAGUCCUGUACGCGACUAGGGAGUCCCAUUACUCGGUCUUCAUGGCAGCUCGCAUGUAUCGCAUGGAGUGUGAGAAGGUGGCCACUCACACCGCUGGGGAGACAGGGACUCAGUCAUUCCCUUCCCUACUCACUCCCUCUCUUCCUCUCCGUCCUCCCAGGAGGGAGGUCCUGCCAGCCGGGGUGCUGUACGCAUCUAGGGAGUCCCACUAUUCGGUCUUCAAAGCAGCUCGCAUAUAUCGCAUGGAGCGUGAGAAGUCAUGUGGAGACACCCAUAAGCAUACUCGCUCUUCCCCCCUCCCUUGCUCCCUUUCUCCCAAGAGGGAGGUCCUGCCAGACGGGGUGCUGUACGCGACUAGGGAGUCUCACUACUCGGUCUUCAAGGCAGCUCGCAUGUAUCGCAUGGAGUGUGAGAAGGUGGCCACUCACACGGCCAGGGACAUUGAGGUUUGCUUUUCUCAAGAUGGCACUUGCCUCUCUUUUUCUCCCUCUCCCCUCUCCCAGGAGGGAGGUCCUGCCAGACGGGACGGGGUGCUGUACGCGUCUAGGGAGUCCCAUUACUCUGUCUUCAAGGCAGCUCGCAUGUAUCGCAUGGAGUGUGAGAAGGUGGCCACUCACACGGCUGGGGACAUUGAGGUUUGCUUUUCUCAAGAUGGCACUUGCCUCUCUUUUUCUCCCUCUCCCCUCUCCCAGGAGGGAGGUCCUGCCAGACGGGACGGGGUGCUGUACGCGUCUAGGGAGUCCCAUUACUCUGUCUUCAAGGCAGCUCGCAUGUAUCGCAUGGAGUGUGAGAAGGUGGCCACUCACACGGCUGGGGACAUUGACUGCCGGGAUCUGGCUGGGAAGCUGGCCAGGCACAGAGGCCGACCUGCAAUCCUUAAUGUGAACAUUGGUACGCACCACGGUGAAGGGAGCAGUGGACGAUCUCAACCUGGCACCACAGUGAAGGGAGCAGUGGACGAUCUUGACCUGGCCAUCACCACGCUGCACGAGGCAGGCCUGUCGGACCACCAGUUGUCCCCCCCACGUGUGCUCCCAUCACACGUGCUCAACCUGCGCUUGCUGCCCUCACCAGGCUCUCUUUCUUCCUCCCCAUGGCUUGGAGCAGUGGACGAUUUGGAUCUGGUCAUCACCACACUGCACGAGGCAGGCCUGUCGGAUGAGCAGUUCUACAUCCACUGUGACGGAGCCCUCUUUGGCCUCAUGCUGCCGUUUGUCAAGAAGGUAAGAGGCGGGCUGGGCACCGUGCAGACAGCAGGUCAUGGGUGCUGCCGCAGUGCCAUACAGCACAUCAGUGGUGCUGGUGUGGUGUGCCAGGAGAGUCACUCACACGAGGCAGGCCUGUCAGAUGACCAGUGCUACAUCCACUGCGACAAGGCCCUCUUUAGCCUCAUGCUGCCGUUCGUCAAGAAGGUACGCAGUGCUGAGUAUGCUGUCAGUAGUGCAAUGCAGCACACCAGUGUGCUGGUACCAGGAGAGUUACUGCACGAGGCAGGCCUGUCGGACGAACAGUGCUACAUCCACUGUGACGGGGCUCUUUUUGGCCUCAUGCUGCCCUUCGUCAAGAAGGCUCCCCGUGUGACUUUCAAGAAGCCUAUAGGCAGCGUGUCAGUCUCCGGUCACAAGUUCGCCGGCUGCCCCAUGCCCUGUGGGGUGCAAUGUGUAUGCAUCAACCCCAUCUCUCCUAUCCGCAUUCUUCCCUUGCACACCUUUCACCCACCAGGCCCCCAGCGUGAUGCCCCCAGCGUGACGUUCAAGAAGCCAAUCGGCAGCGUGUCAGUUUCCGGUCACAAGUUUGUGGGCUGCCCCAUGCCCUGUGGGGUGCAAUGUGCCCCCAGCGUGACGUUCAAGAAGCCAAUCGGCAGCGUGUCAGUUUCCGGUCACAAGUUCGCCGGCUGCCCCAUGCCCUGUGGGGUGCAGAUCAUGCGACGCUGCUACCUCUCCGCUCUCUCCUCUGACGCCCCUCGAGUGACCUUCAAGAAGCCAAUCGGCAGCGUGUCAGUUUCCGGUCACAAGUUCGUCGGCUGCCCCAUGCCCUGUGGGGUGCAGAUCAUGCGACGCUGCUACCUCUCUGCUCUCUCCUCUGACAUCGAAUAUCUCGCCUCUCGCGAUGCAACCAUCAUGGGCUCGCGCAACGGGCACGCACCCAUCUUCCUAUGGUAUACCCUCAACAAAAAGGGUUACCGCGGAUUCCGGAAAGACGUGCAGCGGUGCCUGCGGAACGCGCUCCACCUGCACGCGCGGCUGCGGGCGGCGGGGUUCGGCGCGAUGCUGAACACUCUCAGCAGCACGGUGGUGUUUGAGAGGCCGGAGGAGGAGGCGUUUGUGAGGCGGUGGCAGCUGGCAUGCCAGGGGAAGGUGGCUCAUGCAGUGGUGAUGCCGAGCGUGUCUCCGGAAAAGGUUGAUCUGUUUGUUAGGGAGUUCGUUGCGAGUCGAGAGAGGUGCCGAGCAGCUAAGGCUGCUGCUGAUGAUGAUGAUGAUGAUGAUGAUGAUGCAACUGCUGCUGCUGCUGCUGCUGCUGCUGCUGCUGCAACUGCUGCUGCUGCAACUGCUGCUGACGGUUCUGCUGCUGGAGGUUCUACUGCUGGUGCUGCUGCUGUUGCCAACGGUUCAGCUGCCACCAGCACAGAUGCGUUAACAAGUGAUGUGUGUGUGGCAGACGUGAUUGGUCCUGAGAACUGCUCUUGUGCGGCCCACGUUGCCAUCUGGCGCACUCGUAUUGAGCAGGAUGCUGUUGGAAGAAGACGGUACAGCUGCUACAGUGACACGUCUGGGGACGAUGCUUCCUUGCACGGAAGCAGUUCUGUGCAAAGGCUAAGCAGUUCUGUGCAAAGGCUGUCAUAG